Molecule: messenger RNA, 1244 nt
Organism: Dichomitus squalens LYAD-421 SS1
Lineage: Eukaryota; Fungi; Basidiomycota; Agaricomycetes; Polyporales; Polyporaceae
Product: S-adenosyl-L-methionine dependent methyltransferase
Exons: 3
Coding region: 195-887 (230 amino acids)
Molecular function (GO): methyltransferase activity
Source: RefSeq, a predicted model, not a curated record
GUCGCAUCUGCUGAUGCUCAAAUCGGUUACCUGAGCUUUGGGCUAUGAUGGUUUCUCAUCUGGGUAUGCAAGCGAUGCGGACAGGCGAAGCACUCGCUGUAUAUAGAGGCUGAUACGUCAUACACUGGUGACCAGAUAAGUUCUGAGCUGUCUCCCGCCAAUCUAGCUCCUCGACCAGCCCCGGGACUUCCCCCAUGGAGCCGUCCGCCUCCGUAUACACGACCUUCAACCUGCGAGUCUACGACCUCGUCGUGCUCGUCUUCUCCAACAUCUUCGCAUGGCGCUGCUCUACUCGCUCCAUACUCCUUCCCCUCUACGAACAACACCUCAAGGAGUCCACCGCUCACCUCGAGAUUGGGGCAGGCACCGGCUACUACCCCGCUGCAGCGGCCUCCUCCGGUGCCUUGUCGAAGACUAGGCUGGUCACUCUCUGUGAUCUCAAUCCCACCACCCUCGAGUAUUCGAGGCAGCGCCUGGAGAAAGCGGGCUACCGAGGCUCGAUCCAGACACUUGUCCACAACGUCUUCCAACCGCUUCCCGAGGACAUGCACGGCAAGUACGACUCUGUCGUGCUGUACUACCUCUUCCACUGCCUCCCGGGCUCCUUUCCUCGAAAGGCGAUAGACGUCCUCGCGAACGUCGUCCCCGCGCUCUCGCCGGACGGCGUGGUCUACGGAUCCACCGUCCUGGGGCAGGGAGUGGCGCACAAUUGGCUGGGCAGGAGGCUCAUGGGGCUGUACAACAGGAAGGGCAUCUUCGGCAAUGUCGGUGAUUCGGUGGACGGUCUCCGACAGGCUCUGGAGGAAGCGUUCGAGGAAUCUUCGGUGGAGGUUGUUGGAGUUGUGGCGCUGUUCGAGGGGCGGAAGCCGAGGGCCAUCAACACGUGAUAGAUCCCUAUCGUAUGCCGAACUCUCUUGCCCUUCACGGCGCUGUCACUCAUUCCUCCGUACUUGCAGGAGGGUGCUUUGUUCUAGUACGCUGCACGGGAUGCAGGAAAAGAUGUCGCCUCAAUCACCUCACAGCCUUCGAGGCCUCGUGUGCGAGUCCUGUGGGGCAUGUCGUCCGCUUGAUUUGAGCUCACUACCGUUCAAUCGUCCUUGCAUGAAAAAGGCCGUUCCUAUCUUUGAUCCGCCCCGAAGUGAGCUUCUUCGCCCUGAAGUUCGGUGGAAGGGUUCUCUUUGGGUCAUCUUGGCCCUUGCCAUUGGUUUGGGGUUGCAAUAUCGUAAUCGGAAUUGAAUGCCUUC